UCCAGUCAGAACGUGGUGCUGCGUUUUCCCCCACGCUUCGUUGCCCUAAAUUCUUCAACCCUUGAUAGGUAAAUUUCUUACGCUCGCCAAGCUAUUAAUGGUUAAACUACGUCGUGGGCGUAGCGGCUCCUUGUAAUGGCGACGGUGCCGUAGAUGUUCCCAGGUUUGUGAAAAUGAAGCGAAGAAGAAGUUAUUUCUUUUAAGUAAAACGCCGAGGUUCCCCGUAGGAGGACUUUGCGUCUACAACCAUCGUCUUUAUAAGUGGCAAAUAUAGCUGUACUUUUGAACUUUUACGCUCCCGAAAUGAUGAAGCUCAAGUCAAACCAAACCCGGACGUACGACGGGGAUGGCUACAAGAAGCGGGCCGCUUGCCUGUGCUUCAGGAGCGAGAGCGAGGAGGAGGUGCUACUGGUGAGCAGUAGUCGACAUCCUGACAAGUGGAUAGUUCCUGGAGGGGGAAUGGAGCCCGAAGAGGAGCCCAAUGUUGCAGCAGCUCGAGAAGUGUGUGAAGAGGCUGGUGUGAAGGGGACUUUAGGUCGCUUGGUGGGAAUAUUUGAGAACCAGGAGAGAAAACACAGGACCUAUGUGUAUGUUCUUAUUGUAACGGAGGUGCUGGAGGACUGGGAGGACUCAGUCAACAUUGGGAGAAAAAGGGAAUGGUUUAAAAUAGACGAUGCCAUACAAGUGUUGCAGUGUCACAAGCCUGUGCAGGCCACCUACUUUGAGGCUCUCCAGGAGAGUUGUCUGACCAGUAAUGGAACUCCACUGGUGACCACGAUAGGUGGGGACCUCUCCCCUACCUACAGCAUCAAUCAGAGCUCUGUUUCUGGGAUCAGAUAACUAAAACCACAACUCUGAAUACCCCAGGAGCUUUCGCCACCACCUGCGCUCUUACUUGUGUUAUUUCUCUUCUCUUCUCUUCUCUUCUCUUCUCUUCUCUUCUCUUCUCUUCUCUUCUCUUCUUCUCUUUCUUUUGUCUCAGUAACAUGGUUUGCCUUGCCAACUCCUUUGUGCCAGAAAUCUGGUGCAGACUCAACAAGUGUUGGAUGAAUAGUCCAAAACACUUUGUAAAUGUAAAUGUAAUUUUUGACCCCUCUUCUUUUUUGUUUUUGUUUUUACUGACAACUGCAUGAAGUGUCCCCUCAUUCCCUUUUCCUUAACACACCCUUAGCGUGGUGUUUAUUGAAUGCAAGAACUACUUUUUACUGUUGUAAUGUAAAAGUGUAUACUUAGUGCUUAAGCUGAAGGCUUUUGGUGGUCUUUUUAAUGUCUCCAUCUUUUUUUUUUUUUUGUUUUGUUUAUUUUUCUGUGAAUGAAUGUGCUCAUAAUAAGUGUACUCCCUCCCCUGUUUUAAGGAUAGGAAAAAUUGUAUCUGAACGAAAAGAAUUGUGGGAAGUGACUUGUCUUGCAUGAGCGCUAUUGUUGUUGCGUUUCACUCACUCGAGUGACCUGAUGCUGACUGUGUGACAGACAGGGUAAGGUCUUUUGGCUUUUCUUCACUCUUCUCCUGUUGUAGUUGUUCUUGUUAUGUUUUUUUGUGGUUUUGUUUUGUUGUGUUUUUUUUAACCUGAAGGAUACGGCCCCUUAAUUUCAAUAUUCUUUCCAUUUCUGUUUUCAGCUGUGUUUCUUUCCUAUUUGGGAAGCUAGCCAAGCACUACAGGUUUCAAUUUCAGAGCAUGCAUAUAUGUAUAUAUGUAUAUGCGCUGCACAGUGACUGAAAGAAUGUCAGCAGACAAUGUAAAAACCAUCUUUGUCCUCACUCUUCUCUUUUUGAUCCCUUUUUGUUUUCUUUGUUAAAACGCUUUCAUGUGACUGACUACAGAGUCUUCCUCCAAACACUGAGAGGGUGGAAAUAGUAGAUUUCAGAAUCAUGGACUUGUGUAAUUUCAAAGUGCAGCACAUAUCACUUAAGUUAUUAAAACAAUUUCCAUAUUUUACUCCUCACAUUCAGAUUGGUUAAAAGCAAUUGUUUACAUUGUGUUUGUAACAUAGUACAGAUGAAUUUAGCGGGCACUUUUCAUUAUGGUCAUGACUCUCUUUUUUUUUUUUUUUUUUUUUAAACCUUCCCUCCUUAGUAUUUAUUCUGCAUCCCCCAAAAUACUCAAAACACCUGCUUGACAUUAAACUGAUGUCAAACUGAUUUUGGCAAGAUGCAGAACAAACAAGCCUUGUACAGUUUGAGACCUUGUUUUUAACAUGUAAAAUGCUUUUUGGAUACUAUUUCUUUUUUUUUUUC
Molecule: messenger RNA, 2236 nt
Organism: Pundamilia nyererei
Lineage: Eukaryota; Metazoa; Chordata; Actinopteri; Cichliformes; Cichlidae
Gene: nudt3b
Product: nudix (nucleoside diphosphate linked moiety X)-type motif 3b
Exons: 5
Coding region: 304-840 (178 amino acids)
Biological process (GO): diadenosine hexaphosphate catabolic process; diphosphoinositol polyphosphate metabolic process; diadenosine pentaphosphate catabolic process
Cellular component (GO): cytoplasm; nucleus
Molecular function (GO): bis(5'-adenosyl)-pentaphosphatase activity; bis(5'-adenosyl)-hexaphosphatase activity; endopolyphosphatase activity
Source: RefSeq, a predicted model, not a curated record